This is a messenger RNA of Panonychus citri (citrus red mite), 1440 nucleotides long. RefSeq lists its product as uncharacterized. The record is from RefSeq and is a predicted model, not a curated record. The coding region runs from base 399 to 797 and encodes 132 amino acids. The transcript has 3 exons. NCBI's taxonomy places the organism in Eukaryota, Metazoa, Arthropoda, Arachnida, Trombidiformes, Tetranychidae.
AUCGUCUUGGAUGAUGAAAAAGUGUGAGAUCAGUAUUAUGAGCAUCUUCAUCAUCGGUUGAUCAUCAGAAUAUUAUUUUCAUCAUCUUCCAUCUUCAUUUUCACUCUCUACUAAUUCUGGUAGAAAAAUAUUCAAAUUGUUUCUUCGAGAGUAAAAAAAAAUUCAUCAGAACUUUUUUUCUCUCACUUUUAACUUCGUAUCAGCUUCAAUCAUUGGUGAUUAAAGCUCAGUUUUCACCUUUUUUCAUUACUAUUAAAAUUGGUUAAUUGAUUUUCAUCAUUUAUCAUAAUUAACUUUUACCUUAAUCAUCAUUUGUCAUCAAAAAUCAAUCAUAAUUAAAGUUAAUUAUUCUUGAAAAAAAAGUUUAAAACCUUUUUUUUUCUCGUUACUUUAUCAAUAUGGUUUCAGUGUUUUCACAAUUAACUUUGUUUUCAACUUUCAAUCUAAUCAUUUUGUUUCAAUUAAUUAAUGUUUCAACAUGUUAUCCAGUUGAUUGCAGUAAAUUUGUAUUCGCACCAACAUGUCGAGGUGUUAUCGCUAAGAGGAUUAAUAGCAACGGAUUCAAAUCGGCAAAUGGGAAAACAAUGCAAAGUGAUUUAAUGGAGCGAUCCGAUUCUUGGCCUGAAGUUAAUCCGAUGUUUACUUCAUCGUCGUCGUACAAAAAUUUAAUCACUAAAUUGUUACCAUCAAUGAUUAAGGAGAUGAAUCCAAGUAACAACAAUCAACUUGGACUCAGAGAUUGGGAUAAAUUUGAUUCAGUUUAUCAGGGAAAUGAUGGUCUAGUUAUGGGGCAAUGAACGAUUGAUCCGUUAAUUGUAUUGUCUUAAUUGCUGUGAGGAUCUUCAAAGCAAAUUAUGAUCAACUAUUAAUCAGCUAAAUCAUUUCAAAACUUUUCACAAUCAACUAAUUAUAUUAUUAUUAUGAUUAUUUAUGCUUUUGAUUGUUUCAUGUAAAGAUAUUUGAUUUAUCCACCAUUGAUUAGAUCCAAUUAAUCUCAUUAUUAAUCAUCUUAAGUCUUUGUAGGUUUAAAAUUUUAUUACUAUUAAAGGAGAGGGAAAAUCAUUAAUCAUUGGAAGACUUUAAUUGUUAAUCGUUGUAAUCAACAAUUAACUCAACGGACGAAAAAAACUGAAUGGCAAGAAAAAUCAAUCCAAUUGAUGCAACAGGAUUAACUUGAUUAAAAACUUUAAUUGUGGUGAUUUUGUGUUUAUCAUUUAGAUCUGUGAUUGAUUAUGAUUAAAUUGUGAAUAAAAAACUAAUCAAGAUUAACAUGGAAUCCAAUCUGAGAAAAUAUCAAGAAAACCUUUGAAUAUUAUAUAUUGAUGACAACUGAUUCCCUUGAUCAUUAACCGUAAACAUAUUUGAUUGUUACCAAUUACAAUGUGAAAUAUUAAUCAAACAAAUUGUUAUCUAUUUCCAAUAAAUCGUUAUAAUGAUAAA